This is a messenger RNA of Emys orbicularis (European pond turtle), 687 nucleotides long. It is a transcript of the gene ACTMAP, whose product is annotated as actin maturation protease. Lineage: Eukaryota; Metazoa; Chordata; Testudines; Emydidae. The coding region runs from base 16 to 687 and encodes 223 amino acids. The transcript has 4 exons. The record is from RefSeq and is a predicted model, not a curated record.
CUGGUGGCGCUGUGGAUGGCGGGCUCCCUCCUCAGUCUGUCCCAAGACGUCUCCCUGGAGAGGAUCGUUCAGGUGGCGCUGGAGAGAGGCUACACCGCCCAAGGGGAAAUGUUCUCAGCGGCUGACAUGGCCCAGCUGGCCGAGGAGUUGUUCCAGUGCCGGGCCGAGGUGCUCUCGGGAGGUCUCGAGGGAGAGAACCGAGGCAGGAUCCUUCGCCAUCUGACCGCUGGCUGCCCCCUGCUACUGCCCUACGACGAGGACUCCAACCACGAGCCCUGCAGGAGACGCGGCUACAGAGCCCACUGGGCCGUCGUCUCAGGACUCCUGCUGGGCCUCAGGGGCGGCGCCCUCAGCCCAGCCUGCCAGGAGGACAGGGAGAUCUCUGGCCUCUUCCACCCCAGCCCGGCCUGCCCCCCGCCUGCCCCGGAGGACGUGCUGGAGAUCUACCUGCUCUCCAAGCAGGGCAAGAGCUGGCGCCCCCAGCUGUGGAGCUACCGGCAGGCACACGAGAGCAACGCCCAGCUGACCGACUUCUGCCCCAAGCGGGCGGGCGACGGCAAGGUCUACGUGGUGCCCGCGGGAGGCGUGAGGGCAGGGCUCUGCGGUAAGACCGUGCUGCUGCACCCACGGACCGCACCGAGCGCCCUGCCCCAGCCAGCCGGGCCACCCCCUGCUGCCGAGCGCUAG